AUGCUGGGACAAGCCAUGAUCCAGGGGGAGAGGGUCCCCCAACUGGGUCGGAGUGGCAAAUAUAGUGCAGUGUCCAAUCCAGUGGGUUCCAACCAACAACCCAGGCUCUUCAUUGGUUCUAUUAAAGUAAAGGUCGAUGUUUUUCUCUUGUAUUGCUUUCUAAUCUUUACAGUGGUAACAGGAGCAACAGAUGGGAUCGGGAAGGCCUACGCCGAGGAGUUGGCCAAACGGGACUUCAAUGUCAUCCUUAUAAGUCGGACUCUAGAGAAGCUGAAAAAUGUUGCAAAGGGCAUAGAACAACAGACCAGACGGAAAACCAAAGUAAUCCAGCUGGAUUUCACAGGAGGACCUGAAAUUUACCCCAAGGUGGAGCAAGAGUUGAAGAAUAUGGACAUUGGCAUCCUUGUCAAUAACGUUGGGAUUAUGUACAAUGAUGAAGGCCGGUUUCUAGAGGUGUCAGAUUUCAGUGAGGUGAGUGUGAUGGAUGGCGGUAGAUUUCCAACCUGUGCAAAACCUACAACACCCAGCAUGCUCUGCCAGCCUCAGGACAACAACGGGAAUCACAUAUCUGAGCAGAUGGAGCUUUUUCUACCUCAGUGGAUCAGUCACCUGGGGCACCUGGUUCUCUCCUACCUGGUCCUCAAACAAUUAUGGAAAGUCCUAAACGGAAUCAGAGUUCAUAUCAUCUCCAGGGUGUGGAGGACUGACCUGAAAAAGUAUGGCGGCUGGGCAGUGGUAACAGGAGCAACAGAUGGAAUUGGAAAGGCCUACGUUGAGGAGUUGGCCAAAAGGGGCUUUGAUGUCGUCCUUAUCAGUCGGACUCUGGAGAAGCUGAAAAAUGUUGCAAAGGGAAUAGAGCAGCAGACGGGACGGAAGACCAAAGUCAUCCAGCUGGAUUUCUCAGGAGGACCCGAAAUUUACCCCAAGGUGGAGCAGGAGUUGAAGGAUCUGGACAUUGGCAUCCUUGUCAACAAUGUUGGGAUGACCUACAGUGAGGUCCCUGUCACGCUUCUUAGUGUGCCUGAUGCCAACGAGAGGAUACCAGCCAUUAUGAACUGCAAUGUGACGUCAGCCGUUCAAAUGACCAAGAUUGUGCUUUCAAAAAUGAUACAGAGGAAGAAAGGUCUGAUAAUCAAUAUCUCCUCUGAGAUCGGUAGCCACCCUUUCCCGAUGAUGACUAUGUACAGUUCCACCAAGGUUUUCCUGGAUUAUUUUUCCCGAGCUCUGAAUACAGAAUAUAAAUCAAAAGGGAUUACAGUGCAGUCCGUGAUGCCCCUGGCAGUUUCUACCAACAUGACCAGACGAUUAAAGAGCAAUAUUUUCGUGAAGACCGCCAAUGACUUUGCGCGGGAGGCUCUGAACACUGUUGGAUACACCCACCGGACCAAUGGCUGCCUCUCCCACGCAAUUCAGAGUUACUUUCUUCAGCUCAUCGUAUCGGACUCCUUCCUGGGCUCCAGAAUGAUGGCAAGCGUCACUAGGAAAAUCCGGAAGUCGGCCAUGGAAAGAGCAAGACGAAAACAGCAAUAGCCUGGAGAGGAAGGACGAUCCGUA
Molecule: messenger RNA, 1554 nt
Organism: Hyla sarda
Lineage: Eukaryota; Metazoa; Chordata; Amphibia; Anura; Hylidae
Product: very-long-chain 3-oxoacyl-CoA reductase-B-like
Exons: 16
Coding region: 1-1530 (509 amino acids)
Cellular component (GO): endoplasmic reticulum
Molecular function (GO): oxidoreductase activity
Source: RefSeq, a predicted model, not a curated record